Acanthoscelides obtectus is the source of this 3054-nucleotide messenger RNA. The record is from the annotation of a GenBank genome assembly. NCBI's taxonomy places the organism in Eukaryota, Metazoa, Arthropoda, Insecta, Coleoptera, Chrysomelidae.
CAGUGCGGCAUCGAAGACUCGGACACUGACGAUGACUUGGGUGGUGCCAUGAAGUCACUCUCACUGAGUGCAUACCAAUCUACACAAACAGAUCUAUCCAAAGCAGUCGAGUCACAACAACGGCUUGCAGUGCUCAGUUUCGAGCAGGUGAACCGUCUGAACGAGGUGAUGGACGAGGUGGUGUGCAUCCACGGACGGGGCAACUUCCCCACCUUGGAGAUUCGCCUCCGGGACCUCGUGAAUGUCGUGAGGGGGAAACUGGAGGCGGACACUGGGUCUGGGGGGGCGGGGAUGCGUGUCAGGGACAUCAGGUUGAACGGUGGCGCCGCCUCUCACGUCUUAGCCACCGAAACACAGCCUUACAAUGACCUAGACCUCAUAUUUGGCGUUGAACUGUCCUGCACGCGGAAUUUCGACAAGGUAAAAUCAGCAGUGCUGAGCUCCCUGUACGAAAUGCUCCCUGAAGGUGUAAACAGACGGCGGAUCUCUACGUGCAGUCUCAAAGAAGCAUACGUGAGCAAAAUGGUGAAGGUGAACCAGUGCACGGUGGGUGGCGACCGAUGGUCGCUCAUCUCGUUGGGCAACUCGAGGGGGAGAGGGGUGGAACUCAAGUUCGUCGACAGCAUGAGGCGGCAGUUCGAGUUCUCCGUUGACUCCUUCCAAAUUGUACUCGACUCGCUGCUGCUCUUCUACAGGUGUAGUGAGCUACCAAUCAGCGAGAACUUCUACCCGACUGUGGUGGGUGAGAGCGUCUAUGGUGAUUUCCAGGAAGCGCUCUACCAUUUACAGAAAAAGCUGAUCUCUACCCGCCAUCCAGAGGAGAUCCGUGGUGGCGGCCUGCUCAAGUAUUGCAACCUGCUAGUCAAAAAUUACAAACCCGCCAGGCCGGAUUACAUCAAGGGAUUGCAAAGGUAUAUGUGCUCACGGUUCUUCAUCGAUUUCCCGGACAUCGCCCAGCAGCGCGCCAAACUGGAGAACUACCUGUGGAACCACUUCGUGGAGCCUGACGAAGAGGCGCUCCGCCACCAGUACCUGAUGCUACUGCACGACGUCGUCGAGGAGUCCACCGUCUGCCUGAUGGGCCACGAACGUCGCCAGACGCUGCAGCUCAUCAAGAGUCUCGCCUGGCAGGUGCUUUACACGGACCAGCAACGGAUGAUGACCCAGCAGCCGCCACCUUUGAUGUACGCAAACGGCGUCGUAUACGCGCCCAUCAUCCAGACAAGCUGUUUCUGCACGUGCAAUCCUGCUGCCUGGAUGCAGUGCUGCACGUGAUGCGCGCUCCCCAUCGCCGCCCCGACGCCAGCGGCAGCGGCGAUGCCGCCUCCCAUCCACAUCCCUGCUCCUCUGCACUUCGACACCACCCACAUGGGCGGUGCUAACACCGGCUGUCUCUGUCUCGCAGUCAAUGACGCUACUUAUGCUCCCACUCCUUCUCCACGCUCCUCCCCUUCACCACACCUUACGUAAGAACGACAAGCGCGUGGGCAUGCGACCCAGUUGUACUCGCCACGCAGCCUCCACGGACAGUGUCUGGUAGGAAAAUUGGUUGCGAAGUAAACACAAUAGAUUUCAAAUGGCCCCAUAGAAAAAAGUUUAGUGGCGUCAAAUCAGGAGAUCUAGCAGGCCAUUCUAUAGGCCCUUUUCGCCAUAUCCAUUUAUCUGGACACUCGUCGUCUAGCCAUUGCCGAACCGGAAGAACAUAGGGAGUAGGAGCGCCGUCUUGGUGGAAAUAUAUGGCAAACCCUAACGGGCAACAUUUUGAACGUUUAUUGAAAUAAAAAGUGAUGUUCUCGUGUGUUUUUUUCUAUCUGAACAGAUUAAGAUAAAGAUUUUUCUAAUUUUCUCGAAAACGAAGCGACUGAUUUUAAAAAAUCAAACGUCAAAAUAAAGGACUUCGAAAGAUCUUUCAAAUAAGCUGAAGAGUUAUUUAGAAUUUUUAAGGGAAUGACCCUGGGGGGCCGAGAGUGAAAGAGGGUGAAGUAGUUUUUGGUUAAAAAGUUGUCCCCCGUGAGAAAUCUUUCGGCGUUUUUCUUUUAAUCAGUGGUUUUCGAUAAAUCCGUGGUGGAAAGUUUUCAAAUGAACACGGGUAUUUCUGAAAGAUCUAUUCAAGUGCAUUUUUACAGAGAUAUGGAGAUCAAAAAUUAUUAAUAUUUGAAAGGCUUCUUCAACAUACAAAUGUCAAGGUUCAGCCCAAUGAGACUCGGAAAUCGUUAUCCUACCUUUUUCCUACAGAUACUAAUAUAUUAUGUAGUGCGUACUUUGCUAAUGCUUUCCAGCGGAUUUCCAAGUUUUCUUAGCCAUCACUUGAAUGUAUGCGAAAAAAAUUUAUUGUACUGAAAUCGUCAUUAAAUUCGAAUUUGAAUGAAUUUACAAAUAAAUCAGAAAUCAGUGGCAACACUCGGAAAUUCGGCGGUAAAUUAAGUACCACAAAGUACGUUUCUUGGAAGUUGGCAGCGUAAUCGUGGCGAGGAUGUCAUAUAUUGUAAUCAUUCCGAUUUUCAUAAAUAUGUAUGUGUUUUCUUUCACUUAAAGGACACUUAUUUUGGAGGUCAGUCAUGAAAAAAAGUUCCAGCAAAUGUGAGUAACGGUGUACAUAAAAUAAAUUGGUUAUUAGUCAGAAUUAUGGUAAUUGGAUGUUGAAAGUUUAGAUAAACUUUAUUAUUGUUAUUGGAUGUUUUGUUGGUGAUAAAUUUUUGAUGGUUGUAGUAGUCGAUAAGAGAUUUCCGUCCAGUCGAAUGCGUGUUGUGCAUUUAUACCAAGGUGCAGUUGACUUUAGGCAAAUAAUAUUAAAAACGUUGAAAAAAUAUGAAAUUUGGUAAAAAUAACUGGAUCUGGGAUAGUUUUCCAUUUAUGAUAUGUAUUCUUGAACUCAGAGCUAUGAGGCUAAGUCACGCAAUGAUGUAUUCCAAAUUUUGUCCAAAUAGAAAAGCGUAGUUCUACAAUGAUAUAUUUUUAGUAGCUUAUAUUUUUGUCUCGCAUCUCGUGAAAUAAAUGGAACAAAAAUGUCAUUGACAUACAUUCGCAAGUUUCUUGGAACAAACAUGUUUGUCU